Molecule: messenger RNA, 1334 nt
Organism: Ceratosolen solmsi marchali
Lineage: Eukaryota; Metazoa; Arthropoda; Insecta; Hymenoptera; Agaonidae
Product: ribonuclease P protein subunit p40-like
Exons: 6
Coding region: 162-1286 (374 amino acids)
Biological process (GO): endonucleolytic cleavage in ITS1 to separate SSU-rRNA from 5.8S rRNA and LSU-rRNA from tricistronic rRNA transcript (SSU-rRNA, 5.8S rRNA, LSU-rRNA); tRNA 5'-leader removal
Cellular component (GO): multimeric ribonuclease P complex; ribonuclease MRP complex
Molecular function (GO): ribonuclease P activity; ribonuclease MRP activity
Source: RefSeq, a predicted model, not a curated record
UGCGCGUACGUAAACGACGUUUGUUUAACGUUAAACGAUCAUAUCUAUUAUCAUUUAUUAAUGCCUAUGUUUUAUAUAUUACUAGCAACAGGAAAUUUGCAGUUAUAGUAUUGGAUGAUUAAUAAGGAUCUUUGUUUUUGCUGUUCAAUUGCUGUUGAAUCAUGUUGUGUCCAGAGGUUUGGAACUUUGGAGCUCCACAAUAUAGUUUCUUUCAUAUUUUGAAUUUAAACAAUAAUACAAAUUCAAUAAAAAAGAAUAUAAAAAAUCGUCCGAUGUCUACCAUUAAAACACACUGCUUCAUUCAUUCGGUAUCUUUCGUGCUUCCUAAUAUAUGUAGUAUUCCUGAAGGUUUUUGCGAAAGCAUUUUAGAAGAUAGUGAUUACUAUAGAAUUAAUGGUCUACGUGCUGUUGAGUUAAUUAACAGAACAUUUAUCAAUUCAUUUAUCAAACAAGGAACAUUUUCUUUGUUGACUGUUGAUAAAAGAUUAGAUAUUGACAACUUGAUUGCAAUAACGCCAGAUGGUCAUUUAUGGCUUAAUUUGAGGCGCAGCUGCUACCAGAAACUUGGUAUAGAGGGAAAGCCGACUCGUUUUGAACGUAAAGAACACUCACGUUAUGUCGUGAAAAUCAAUUUGAAAGCUUCAAAAUUAACCCCUGGCAACAAAUACUAUGAAAGGAUUUAUACCAAUCUGGAUAAGAUGCUUGAUCUUACAUUCGAUGUAAUAAUAUCAUGGGAUCCAUUAGCAGAAAGAAUUUGCCCGUCCUCAGUAGCAGCCUGGUUUGAUAAACGUGGCUUUCCUGUUAACAUUUGUCAUCAGCAAGUAAUUAGAAGAUGUGAAUACUCCCUUGAAAUUCCAGCACUAGUACAGAAUAAUUAUAAAGAAUUUUUCGAAUGGCUAGGAGUUUUUUGUAUUGAUGGAAAUUUAAUCAAUGAGAACAAAAACAUGGAAGCUCAGUAUGUCAGUUCAUAUGAAUGCCCUAAACCAAGAAUACAAGUUGGACAAAUUCAGUACUUACAAUUUACGGGAUUUUUUACACAAAAAAAAAUCUUAAAGAUUUAUAAUGCAUGGAAAAAAUAUGCAUUAUUAAAUAAUACAAUUUUGCCGUGGUGUACUAUAGAUAUACAAGGAUUUGUUGACAGUCCCAUAAAACUAAAUAAUCAAAUGGAACAUAGCUUUUAUACAAACGGAGAUCAUAGCUGUACAAUUGCAAUGUGUCCAAGUAAUAAUGGCUAUAUUUUACGUCAAAGUUUAAACUCAAGAAGGAUGCCAAAAAUUAAACAAUAAUACUUUAUUUAUCUACAGUUUUGUAUUUUAUGUGUACAUAAAUAUGUA